AUGUGUCCCCUGCAGCGUCCCUGGCCAUCUCCUCCGGCUGAUGCCUGCAUCCGGCUUCUGUGUUCUGGUCCCUGUGACGUUGGGAUGUACGGGCGCCGCCGCUGCCGGCGGUGGGAAAUUUGAAAAUUUAAAAAAAAAAUGUAAUUUUUUUCAAAACGAAUUUUACAUACAUUUUGUCCCUACUGCUUUGUCCUGUGCCCUGCCUGCAUUUUGACUGUUCUUUCUGCCUGGAAACUUAGAAAAGUCCAUAGCAUCCAAAAAGCAUCCCUUUAGGUCAAAAGCGGGUUUAGACCAGCUAGAGUACAGCGAUAGUAAAUCAGAACCACUUGCAGAAUUGA
Messenger RNA from Staurois parvus, 338 nucleotides. The record is from the annotation of a GenBank genome assembly. Lineage: Eukaryota; Metazoa; Chordata; Amphibia; Anura; Ranidae.